Diabrotica virgifera virgifera (western corn rootworm) is the source of this 565-nucleotide messenger RNA. RefSeq names its product rutC family protein UK114. Gene Ontology annotation, molecular function: deaminase activity. NCBI's taxonomy places the organism in Eukaryota, Metazoa, Arthropoda, Insecta, Coleoptera, Chrysomelidae. Gene Ontology annotation, cellular component: cytosol; mitochondrion. The record is from RefSeq and is a predicted model, not a curated record. The transcript is spliced from 3 exons. Bases 96 to 509 code for a protein of 137 amino acids.
AAUAUCUAGUGAUACAUUGGUAUAUAAAGGCUUUCUGAGAGAUAUUUGUCAUAUAUUGAAAAAUUUUCCAGUGCUUGAACAUCAUUAGAAUCACAAUGGCCAACUUAGAAAUUAAAAUAAUUGAAUCUCCAGAAGCUCCAGCUCCUAUGCCAUUUUUAAGUCAUGCUGUAGCCUUUAAUAACGUACUUUACAUGUCAGGGUGUCACGGAAUCAGGAGGGAUACAAAUAAAGUCGUUGAAGGAGGCAUAACUGCUCAAGCAACUCAAGCUAUGGAGAAUAUUAAGCAUGUUCUUAAAGCUGGAGGCUCCAGCUUAGAUAAUGUAUUAAAUGUUGUGGUAUAUCUUGCUGACCUUAAAGACUAUCCCGGCUUUAACGAAGUUUACAAAAAGUAUUUUAAAAAUGGUCCUCCAGCUAGAACAGGUUUUGCUGUAGGAGCCCUUCCCUUAAACUCAUUAGUUGAAGUAGAGGUAGAAGCAGCUAUUGGAAAUGUGAAAAAAGUAUUUGUUUAGUUUGUGUAUACUAUGUACUUUCUUAUAGUGUAAAAUUAUUAAACAAAAACGUAGAA